AUGAGGACAAGUAAAAUCAAAACGUCUUCUCAUCUUCUGCAAUUCUUCGUUGUCUGGCAGUUGGUCAGUUUAACCGAAGCUUAUUGGAUUCGCGAUCUGUCAUAUUGUCCAAGAAAACGUGACGUAACUCGACAACGACAAUGCUUCAAAUCCUGUUUUGACGAUAGCGAUUGUCGUAGUCGAUACCGUUCGUGUGUGUGCGACUAUGACUGCGGCAUGUCUUGUGUCAAACGAGGCAUUAGUUGUCCGUUUCUCGCACCGCCUGAUCAUGGAAGGAUCGUGUAUUCCAAUGAGAAUAAAUUUGGCUCACGCGCAACCUACGAAUGUGAAGCUGGUUUCGUUCUUGAAGGUCCAAAACAUCGGCAUUGCCAAGGGGAUAUGUGGUGGGGACCGAGUGAUUCCGUUCCUUAUUGCACAAAAGAAGUUUUUUGUCCUCGACCACCUGAUAUCGCUAAUGCAGUUAAUGAUAUUCCAAGUAGUAUUACAACAUUUCAUGCUGGUUAUUCAAUUCAAUAUACAUGUCUAACCGGCUUUGUCGGAAAUGGUACAACAACAUCCGAAUGUGCUUUUCUAGGUCAAUGGACAUUUGCGACGCUGAAAUGUAUUCCAAUCGAUUGUGGUCCACCGGGUGUAUUACGUGACGGGUUUUUAAGUGGUGAACGAUUUGACUAUCCAAAUAUCAUUGCAUUUUUUUGUAAUGAUGGCUUUGAACUUGUUGGCAAACACACGACUCGAGCGUGUCAAGAGAAUGGUCUAUGGUCAGGUUCAAUGCCUGUUUGUCAAAAGAAGUCAUGCGGUGCACCACCGUUAGUUACACAUGGAGAAAUCAUUCAACCUGACCGAACAACAAAUGAUACUGUUCAAUACACUUGUGAAGAUGGUUAUCAUCUGCAAGGAUCUUCAAUUUUAAAAUGUCUCGCAGGUGAAUGGCAACCGAAAUCACCUGUAUGUGAACCAAUCACAUGUAAGGAUCCUCAGACAAAUUUCAAUGGAUAUGUUGAAUUACUUUCCAAUCAAAAUUUAUCGCAAUAUUCAAUUGAUUCAAUCGUUAAAUUUCAUUGCCCGAACAAUUUAACAUUGAAAGGGUCGCGCGUGUCGAAAUGUCACGUCAACGGCAGUUGGGUACCGAACAUUCCCAUUUGUGCAGAACCGAUUUCUUGCUCAAUUCCAUUUCUGCCCCCAACUGCUCGUUAUGUCAAUCACGAUCCGUCCAUGAAAAUAAUGAAAGAUGGCAGUCGAUUGGAAUAUGUUUGUGGUCACCUAAGGCAUCGCCGUCGCGUCUUCUGUAGACAAGGUAAAACCUUUCCCAGAGUUCCGAAAUGUUACAUUGGUUGUCGAGUGCAUAAUAAUGAAGUUCUAUUCUCAAAACGAUUCUAUCGCCACAAAGAAAUAGUCGAAUAUAUUUGCAAGAACAAUAGUUCUUCUCCACUCAAUAACGAAACAAUACGUUGCAUCAAUGGUACCCUCUCCAAACAGCCUACUUGCCGUAAAGUUCCAUCGAUGUGCACUGUACCACACAUACUCUUUCUACGUAAUAUUGCAACGACAACAAUUCCAGCAGGUACAUUGUUCCAAAUGGGUACAUCAUUCUCUUAUACAUGCAGUCAAGAUUUUCAACCUGUGAACGAAUCGGGAAUGGUCGAAUGUCUCGAAGAUGGAAGAUUAUCUCAUCAUGCGCGUUGUGUACCAAAAUCGUGUGAAGAACAUCCGCCAUCAAUAAACAAUGGUCGAACAAUCUUUCAUUCAACUAUGCAUAGUUCAAUUGCAAAAUAUAGAUGCUUUCCUGGUUAUAGACUUGAAAAUCAUAAUUUUACAACAGUUACAUGCCAGUAUGGACUUUGGUUACCAAAAGAACUACCUAAAUGUCUACCAAUCUUUUGUCCCAAUCCUGGCCCUUUAGAACACGGAACCAUCUAUGUUGUACUUAACGAUGAACGUAUAUCAGCAGUACCUACUCGAAGCGAAUUUCGUUCAUACAUACCUACUGUUAAUCAUGGCCGAACCAUCGAAUUCGAAUGUGACUUAGGAUAUGGUCUUCAAGGGCCAACUGGUUUGACAUGUGUCCAUGGUCGAUGGUUGCCAGCUGAGAGACCAAGUUGCGUGCCUGAAAGCCAUAUUCAACCAAAUAUAGUAUUUACUGGAUAA
Messenger RNA from Adineta ricciae, 2145 nucleotides. The record is from the annotation of a GenBank genome assembly. Lineage: Eukaryota; Metazoa; Rotifera; Eurotatoria; Adinetida; Adinetidae.